UUCAGGGCAGAAGAGAAAAACAGAAGAGAGAAAAACCAUGAGCGUGUACAAAUUCUGCAUUUUCCUGCUUUGCCCUUGGUUUUGCUUUGCACAAGAGAAUGGCUGCGAUCUGCCUGUUGUGGAAAAUGGAAAGAUAGCACAGUACUAUUAUGUUUUCAAAAAGUUUUAUUUCCCAAUGAAAGAAGGGAAGAAGCUUUCACUGUCUUGUACAGCUGGAUACACAACUCAGUCUGGAAAGCAAGAAGAACAAAUAACUUGCAAAGGAAAAGGUUGGGAACCUGCCCCCUUCUGUUUCAAGAAGUGUAUUAAACCCUCCUUAAAUCAUGGGAAUGUAUGUAACCCAAAAGAGUCCUAUAAGUUCCAGGAAACAGCCCAUUACAGUUGCUCAGAAGGAUAUGUGACUGUUAGUGGAAAUCAAACUGAGGAAAUUCAGUGUUUAACUGAUGGAUGGUCUUCUCAGCCAGAAUGUCAUCAAAUAUCUGAUGGUUGUGAAGCUCCUCAACUGCCUAAUGGACAUUACACCACAACAAAGAAGGUUUUUCAUGUAAAAGAAACACUGCAGUACCAAUGUGAUGAAGGCUAUGGAACUCCAAGUGGCAGGACUGCAGAUGUGUCGGAAUGCCUCCUCAGAGGAUGGUCUUCAGUACCACAAUGCACAAAACAAAGCUGUAAAGAGUUGCAAUCUGUGCAAAAUGGUGGCUUUUAUCCUGUGAAGGCAAUGUAUGUGGAUAGAGAUGUGGUACAGUUCUUCUGCACAGAAGGCUAUAUACUGAGAGGCUCAGAAUUAAUACAGUGUUAUUCCUUUGGCUGGUACCCUGAACCCGCUUCCUGUGAAGAGAAAAACAAUAAGUGCCCUCCUCCACCCAGACCUGCGCACAUCAUCCUGCUCACAGAUCCAGCUGUACGUCGCAAUGGGGACAGUGCUCGUUAUGAGUGUGACCAUAAUUAUAUGUUAACUGGCUCUGAGGAGAUCCACUGUGAGAAUGGUCGUUGGACAUCUCCUCCUAGUUGUGUUGAACUGAAAGAAAAAAUUAAAUGUGUGCCACCACCUUAUGUAGAAAAUGGAAAAAUGAUGCAGCUAUCAGAGGUUUACUACAGCGGUGACAGGGUUAACUUCCAGUGUGCAGAAGGAUUCGAGAUACAGGGAUCAAGUGAAAUUAUCUGCAAACUGGGCAAAUGGCCAGAAGCUCCUAAAUGCAAAGCCAAGAGUGACUUGUGUCAGAUGCCUCCACCACUCACAAAUGGGGAACUUAUUGCCCUUCCUUCUCUCAGCUACAAAAAUGGUGAAGUGGUGCAAUACAGGUGUAAAAGCUAUCAUCUUAUGGAAGGACCUAAAACUGUAAACUGCACACAUGGAAAAUGGACUGAGCUACCAACAUGUUUAGAGCCAUGCACUGUGAGUGUUGACCAGAUGAAACAAAAGAAUCUUGAACUUAAAUGGAGUUUUGAGAUUGAUACUUACUUUCUUCAUGGGGAUAUGAUGGAAUUUGUAUGUAAAGAUGAUUUUGAUAUGUCAGAACAUUCUGAGCUAAAGGGACUCUGUCAAAGGGGAAAUAUUAUAUAUCCAACUUGCAGCAGAAAAGAUAAACUGAAGACCUGUGGUCCACCUCCUCUUGUUCAAAAUGGCAGAGUGCUUGCACCUCGGGAAUACUACGAGUCAGGUUCUUCGGCUGUGUACAUGUGCUCAGAGCAUCACUUCUUGAAUGGUUCCAACACUGUGCAAUGCUCAGAUGGACAUUGGGACCAUCCACCAACGUGCAUAAGUCCGUGUGUCUUAUCCAAAGAAGAGAUGGAGAGAAACCAGAUACGUUUAAGAUGGAGUUUUGAUAACAAGGAUUACUUUUUCCAUGGAGAGUACAUUGAGUUUUUAUGCAAAGAUGGGCAUGAGAACACCCACCCUACCAUAUUGUUUUCGCUUAGGGCUCAGUGCAGCAAGGGGCAGAUUGAAUAUCCAAACUGUGUGCCGAGGGCCAGGUAGCUUUUAUUGAGUAUUGUGCCCACUGGUGUUGAAAUUCUACAUCAGGGGUGUCGAACUCAAUCAGAGAAGGGGCCAAAAUCUAAAAUCCAGCCUAAAUCGCGGGCCGAAUGGUUUAAUGAACAGUCAUAAACUGACAACGUUAACCAGAAAUGGGAAUUUAAAAUGAGUGGAACAAUCUUUUCCUUAACAGUGCUGUUAACAACCAACCAACAGAUAGCAGAUUCUGAUUUUUAUGCCUGCACUUUAUGCCAGGAACUGGCAGCUUCUGCUGUGUAUUUUUUAGC
Messenger RNA from Xenopus tropicalis (tropical clawed frog), 2262 nucleotides. RefSeq names its product coagulation factor XIII B chain (gene f13b). The transcript has 11 exons. The record is from RefSeq and is a predicted model, not a curated record. The coding region runs from base 38 to 1978 and encodes 646 amino acids. Lineage: Eukaryota; Metazoa; Chordata; Amphibia; Anura; Pipidae.